AGCUGUGAAUUUUUACAUUUUUCUUGUUUAAUUACUCGAUUCUCGGAAUUCUUUUUGUUUCCUCUUGUCAACUAUAAAAUGAAGAUUGAAAUUACUUCUCCUGGAAAGGCAAUUCUGCACGGCGAACAUGCUGUUGUCUAUGGAAAAGCUGCAAUCGCAGUAAGCUUAAAUUUAAAAACUUCUUUACUAUUAAUGUCACAUGAUGAAGAAAAGGUUGUUAUUGAGCUAAAGAACUUAGCAUUGAAGAAGGAGUUUGAUAUAAAUGAAUUAAAUGCCCUUUCGUGUUCCGAAUCAGUUGGUGAUAUUUUGCCUGCAACUGAUGAGAUGUUUAAGAAAAUAAGUGAAUCAAAUGAACUGAAUCUUUUCCAAGGUGAAACUGAAAGUCAAAAGCUAGCAAUUACAGUAUUUUUGUAUCUUUGGACUGGUAUUUCCAAAAGCUACAAUGCAGGGUCUUUUACACCCUGCAAUAUUACAGUUGAUUCUGAACUUAGUAUUGGCUCUGGUAUGGGAUCCUCUGCUUCAUUUUCAGUCUGUCUCUCAACAGCUGCGUUGGUUCAUUGUGGUCGAAUCACUCCACAUCUUCUCCCUGAGGAUAAGCAGCUUAUUAACAAGUGGGCAUAUGAAGCUGAAAAGAUUUUUCACGGAAAGCCAUCUGGAAUUGAUAAUACUGUUUGCACUUAUGGAGGUGCAGUUCUGUUCGAAAAUGGUGCUGUUGUUGAAAUGCUAGAAUUGUAUGACAUUCCUAUUCUACUUGUGGACACAAAAGUGCCUCGUAACACAAAGGUUUUGGUGACUAAUGUUAAAGCAAAAAAAGAAAAAUAUCCCCAAAUUAUUGUUUCCAUUAUGGAUGCCAUUGAUGCCAUUUCAAAAGAAUGUUGGAGCAUUUUGAAAAAAAAUUCCACAUUAGAAAAAAUGGAAAAACUGCAGGAGCUUAUGAUCAUGAACCAUCACUUGCUGAACUGUAUUGGGGUUGGACACAAAGAUCUGAGCAAAAUUCAUGAUAUUGCAGAGAAACAUUGUUGUGCAUCUAAAUUAACAGGAGCUGGAGGUGGUGGAUGUGCAAUAAUAUUGCUCCCAUUGAAUGAAAAUUUUUCUGUCGAUGUCCUGAAACAAGAACUAUCUCAGGAUUUUAGUGUGUGGGACAUUUGCCUUGGAGGUUCUGGUGUUGAAGUGAAGUUUCACAACUAGAGAACCAUCACUGUAAUUUAUUUUGCUACUUAAUGAAUUUCUUUACUGGGUUAGUUUAGAGAAAAAAACAUUGGUUUAUAGUCUCCGAGGGUCUUUUUUGUAGACUUCAAAUUGUGUAAAACUCACUAUGACUAAAAAAUUUCUUUUUUAAUGUUAUGUGCUACUAUUGAAAGAUCAUACACUAAGAUAAAAGCACUGCAUUUAUGUAUUUUUAUUCAUUCAUUAUGAACAAAACAAAAUGUCAUCCUUCUAUUUAUUGCACUAGUGCAUAGUCAUAAACCAGAGAGCUUCUUCAAAAGUGUUAUUUAUUUUCAUAGUGUUGGUCUAAAUUAAUUUUUCAUGUAUUUAUCAUGCAGUAUUACUUAAAUAUAGUUAUUAUUUUUAUACAUUGUUAUGAGAAAAGUACUAGGCAAGAUUUUGAGAUUAUAAAGAGAGAUAAGAGAUUUUAUGUGACUAGCCUCAUUGCCCGACUUUGUCUGGUCUACCUCAAAAAUAAAAGUUAUUUUAAACGCAUGUUCAACAAUCUGGCAUAAAUGAAAGAAAAAAAACUCCCAUAAUAUCUCUAUUUAAAUUUCGAUAUUAGUCUCUCAAAAUUCCCUGUCAAGAAAGGAAAUUUUGUAAAUAAAGUAAACACUUCUGUUUCCUGUUAGAGUGUGUGGCUGAAUGAGCAAUCUUGAUUGUUGCAUCGAUCCCUACUAAGAAAAAAAAAGAAAAGAAAACUGAGGGCAUGUGAACUGUGAGGGAUCUCUUAUGCUCCUGAAUAAAUAAGAAGAAAUAUAGCUAGAGGGUCAUUAGAGUAAAGGUAACAGUCCCUCAACAGUUACAACAGUCCCUGUAAAUCCUCAGUAGAAUUAGAACAAUUUUUUACCUAUUAGGACCUUUAUUAUUUUUUAUUGAGUGAAAACAACAGUCCUUUAAAAUUCUCAUGAGAGUUUGGACAACAUUUUCUAAAAACGUCCAUUAGAAUGAAGGCAAAAGUUCCCCAAACUCUUCAUAAGAAAAAGAAUAACACUUCCUAAAAUUCCCUAUUUACUUAAUAGGACAUCUGUUUCUGAAAUUGGAAUAAGAGUUACAGUUUUCAAAUAACAUCAGUAAUCUCUUUAAAAAUAUCUGUCUGGUUAGAGAAAAUUGUUCAAAACCCCUCUUUUAGAAUGAGAAAAACAACUCAAAAUAACAUCAGCAUUAUCGCUUUUAAACUCCAUGAGAAUUGGAACAAUUGUUUAAAAAAAAUUCCUGUUUGAAUAAGUUCUCGAAAAGUCCUCAUUACAAUAAAGUCAGUCCUUCAAAACACACAUCAGCAGCAACCAUUCUGAAAACAUGUUAACAUCAAAUCUAAAAGUUCCGAUUAGAUGUAAGUCAACAAUAAUAGUUUCUAUUAAAAGUACAUACUGAAAUCCUUGAUUAUUUUCUGGCAGCAGUACAAAAAAAAAAAAAAAAUAAAUAAAUAAAUAAAUCAUGAAAAAAAACAAUCUAAAGGAGGAAAGUUUUUGAUUCCCCCCAUUACAAAACAAAAAAAAAAGCUUCAAAGCAAAAGGCAAGAACUUUGUUUGUUCAUACUCAAGCAAAAAACGACAACAGAUAUUUUUGAAUAAAAUAUGACAACGUAUAUAAAGUACAAAUUGAGAAUGGAAAAAGGUUAAAAAAAACAGCAAACAGCUGUUUCAGCACUCUAAAAUACAAGUGCCAUCAUCAGUGCAUUAAAAACGAAGACAGGUUCACCCGACUAAAACACAGUCGAGGCGAACAAUGGAAUGAGAGACGAGUUGUAAAAGAUAUGAGAGCAGUACCGGAAACGAUGACGUCAAGGUUACGUCAGAACUCCAGAGGACAGUUGCACUCAGGAGAAAAUGUCACGGACAAAAAAUAAAUCAAAUAACAGACUUCCAAACAUUAGGAAAAGGGGGAGUGCUAGACAAAUCAUUGACGAUUAAAUUAGCAUUUUUCCAUAUGUAAUAUGACUCCCAAAAAUCUAAAUCAUGAAUGGACGAACACUCGUGAAUAACUUUGGCGGAAGAAAAAAUAAAAUUAUGACCGCAGGACCAACAAUGUUGAGCAAUAGAGGAGCGUUUGAGAUCCUGUUUUUUGACGUAAUUUUUGUGUUCUUUUAUCCAGAAUUUGAGGGAUCGUCGAGUCUGCGCAAUGUAGGCCAAUUUGCACUGGCAGGAAACACUGUAAAUGCCCCAUUUGUCAAGGUUGUGAACAGGGUGUUUAAGCUGUUGGGGCCCAUUUGCACUGGCAGGAAACACUGUAAAUGCCCCAUUUGUCAAGGUUGUGAACAGGGUGUUUAAGCUGUUGGGGCCCAUUUGCACUGGCAGGAAACACUGUAAAUGCCCCAUUUGUCAAGGUUGUGAACAGGGUGUUUAAGCUGUGAAAAUUUUAAUUUAUUAACAGGAGAAAAAGUGAUGGAAAAAUGAAACUUUUUUAAGAUUUUGGCAAUUUGUAGACUGAUUUUAGGAAAAAAGGGUAAGACAACGGAACUCGAAUAGUUCACAGGAGCAAGUGUUUGAUUUUUGUUAGUUGAGCUACAUAGCUUCUUAUAAAUGGUAUCAAUAAUAUCUGAUGUGAAUCCCCGAUCCACCGCAAUACUUCGUAGGUAAUUCAGUUCUGAUGAAAGUAAAUUGGAAUUUGAACAAAUGGCUAAAGCACGGUAAAUAAAAGAUCUAAAAGCAGCCAAUUUUUGUUUAGGAGGAU
Molecule: messenger RNA, 3879 nt
Organism: Uloborus diversus
Lineage: Eukaryota; Metazoa; Arthropoda; Arachnida; Araneae; Uloboridae
Product: mevalonate kinase-like
Exons: 9
Coding region: 79-1188 (369 amino acids)
Biological process (GO): cholesterol biosynthetic process; isoprenoid biosynthetic process
Cellular component (GO): cytoplasm
Molecular function (GO): ATP binding; mevalonate kinase activity
Source: RefSeq, a predicted model, not a curated record